AUCUCGGACAACUUUAAAACAUGCUUUAAAUUAAAAUUUGUGCGUCUCAUUUGAUGAAAUCAUGAAUUGAAAAGCUAAUAAAGGCCAAAGGGUAACCCUAUAACCCUAAAACUCACUCUUCACCCGACACUGCCUCACCCCACAACCCACCUCUCGCCUCGCCAGUCACCGGCAUAUAUCGUCAGUCACCACCUCUGCACCGCUUGAAGCCUGACCUGGAGUUUAUCGCUGAUUCGCCAUUGCUGAUUGGCUGAUUGCUCGUCACUUGGAGUCUUGCUGCUGCCGACUGCCGUGAUUGCCUCCACCACCAGCCACCGUGUUUUGUGAAAUCCACCAGACCUCCAGACCAGACCACAACCUUCUCCAGUAUUUCUAUCGACUCCAAUUUCACGUAAUUUCUAGGAUUGAGCUCUUAAAGUUGGGGAAGAAAAUAUGGUAGACGAAGGUGAACAACCCGCACCAUCCACUCUGUUGAAGAAAAGGAAGAAAAUGCCCAAGAAACAUCGUGAUUCUAAAAAAUGGAAAGCUGCAUCUGAGAUAGGUAAAAAGGUCAGAAUUAGUCAGAAAAUGCAGAAAUUAUAUCGCAAAAGGGCCAGAGAUUAUAAUUCGGAUGAUGAUCAAGAUGAAGCUGAAGAUGAGCUUGCACCGGAAAGUGAUGGAGAUGAGAUCGAGGUUGAUAGAGAUGAUUUUACUGGAAACAGUGAUGAUGAGACAGGCCUUGGUAAUGAAGAGGAUUUAGAUGAGGAACGUGAAAUUCAAACUAGGAUCAUAAAGUUUGCAGAAGGUUGUAAAGCUUUUAGGGUAGCAUUUCAAAAUAUCAUGAAAAAGCAUGUUGAUGAUGAGUCACUGGGACCGGUAUUAUCAGCAAAUAAAAAGCUUGUUGUAGCAAAGCUUGUGGAAGAGGCCAGUGAACGCAAGGUUAAAGGAGAAGCAAAGAAGGAAAAGCACUUGAUUGAGGAGAAGGGGCACGUAAAGCCACCAAAUUUCUUAGAUUCACAUGAAAAAUUUCUGAUAGGUGUAGCCACAAAAGGAGUUGUCAAGUUGUUCAAUGCUGUUAGUAAAGCCCAAAAUGCUCAGAAAGGGUUGAAUCCUUCAAGUUUUAAAGACACUAAGGCUUUGACAAAACGUAGAAAGGAGGCAUUCAUGACAGAAUUGAAGAAGGUUUCUGGUCAAUCUGAGACUACCACCAAGGCUUUUACUUCUAAAGCUGGAGAAGACGGUAAUCAACCUGCAUGGGCUCCGUUACGUGACAGUUACAUGUUGACAAAUUCUAAAUUAAAGGACUGGGAUAAGAUGGCGGAAGAGGAAGUGGAAACAGAAGCGGAUAUCUGACCUAUGCUAAGGGGAAUUGAAGCUGGAUCCGUGAUGGCAAAGUACCGAUUUCAUCAUUGAGCAAAAUGCUUUAUUGACUUAAUAUUUUGAUCGGGGCAAUUGCCAUUCUAAUGUAAUCCUCAACUAUUUGCUUUUCCCUUCCUCCUUUGGUUGGUAACGUACUAGACCUAUUUAUGUAUUCAUUCUUUAAAACCUAUUUCCAUCAUGGGUAAAAUUUUGGUAGGUAACAUAAACUUGUAUCAAGAGUUAUCAAAACUUGUUAACUACUCAUAAUGAUAUUAACAUCGAAUUGUAUAGCAGAAGUGAUAACAUAAUAGUGCAAAAGAUAAGGGAGAUAGGGUUUGGCUCGACUCUUGAAUGUACAAGCUUUGAAAAUAACAAAAAAUAUUGGACUUUUGGGUCAAUCAUGAUAAGC
This is a messenger RNA of Amaranthus tricolor (Joseph's coat), 1747 nucleotides long. RefSeq lists its product as uncharacterized. The record is from RefSeq and is a predicted model, not a curated record. Lineage: Eukaryota; Viridiplantae; Streptophyta; Magnoliopsida; Caryophyllales; Amaranthaceae. Bases 433 to 1332 code for a protein of 299 amino acids. The transcript has 9 exons. Gene Ontology annotation, biological process: maturation of LSU-rRNA; maturation of 5.8S rRNA. Gene Ontology annotation, cellular component: preribosome, large subunit precursor.